Molecule: messenger RNA, 3935 nt
Organism: Mercenaria mercenaria
Lineage: Eukaryota; Metazoa; Mollusca; Bivalvia; Venerida; Veneridae
Exons: 24
Coding region: 30-3410 (1126 amino acids)
Source: RefSeq, a predicted model, not a curated record
ACACGUACCCUAAUCAAGCAAACCACAAAAUGACUUCCGCACGGGACAGAUUAUUUUAUUCUUUGCCAAAACAAGACGAAGAUGAUAAAAUACAUAAACAAUACGAUAAACAAAAGCUUUUGCCUUACAUACUUGAAAAUACAGCAGGGAGAGACAAAGUCUUCAGCGGCCCCUUUGGCCUCAGAAAAGCUCUGUACCUUGAUUACACAGCAUCUGGAAGAUCUUUAAAUUUCAUUGAAGACUACAUACGUAAUGAGGUUCUUCCAGAAUAUGGUAAUACCCACACAACAACCAGUGUAUCAUCACUACAGACCACACUGUACAGACAUGAGGCUAGGGACAUAAUUCGUAAUGCAGUGCAUGCCAGUGAACAUGAUGCUGUGAUAUUUGUGGGCAGUGGUUCUACAGGAGCUGUACAUAAACUGAUACAUGGUCUGCAGCUUGACCAUAAACCUGUUGUAUUGGUAGGACCAUAUGAGCAUCAUUCGAACUUGCUGCCCUGGAAGGAAAUUGGUUCAAAGGUGUUACGAGUGAAGACAGAUAAUGCUGGUCUUGUAGAUCUAAACCACUUGGAAAUACUCCUUGAGAAAUGGAAGGUGACAGGAAGGCAGAUGAUUGGUUGUUUUAGUGCAGCCUCAAACAUCACAGGAAUAUUGUCCGACGUUGAUAUCAUCACCGUUCUCUUACAUAAACAUGGUGCUCUAGCAUUCUGGGAUUACGCUACAGCAGCACCGUAUGUCGGCAUCGAUAUGAACCCUGUCUCAGCAAGUCCAGACCAGCCUUACAUGUACAAGGAUGCUGUGUUCUUAUCCUGUCAUAAGUUUGUAGGUGGAGUACAGACCCCAGGUGUUUUAAUAGCUAAGAAGAAACUGUUCAGAAAUUCUGUACCUGAUGGUUGUGGUGGAGGAUCCGUCUUCUUUGUACGUAGAGAUCAGCAUCGUUACCUGCAGGAGCCGGAGUUGAAGGAAGAAGGUGGUACCCCGGCGAUUGUGGAAGCUGUACGUGCAGGACUCGUGUUCCAGCUGAAACAGGCUGUUACACCAGCCGUUAUACUGCAGAGAGAGAAGCUUAUGCUCAGAAAAGCACAAGAUGCAUGGAAAGAGCAUCCAACGUUGAUAAACCUUGGAAAUAUGGCUGCAUCUCGUCUACCUAUAUUCUCAUUUCUGGUGUACCACAAAGAGUCGGGCCGGUUCCUGCACCAUAACUAUGUCAGUACACUGCUGAAUGAUUUGUUUGGGAUCCAGGCUAGAGGAGGCUGUGCUUGUGCUGGGCCUUAUGCUAUGGACUUGCUGGGUAUGGAGGAGGAAAUCAGUGAGAGGUUUGAACAUCUGCUGGCUGAAGACAGUCGUCUGGAUAGGACACAUUUAAGAAGAUACAGGGAAUAUUCACAAAGAGAAAUUCUCAGACCAGGAUUCACCAGGAUAAAUCUCCCAUAUUUUCUGGAUGAAGAGAGUGUAGAGUUUACCCUGGAAGCUGUUAAACUUGUGGCAGAGGAAGGCUGGAAACUACUUCCUCAGUAUAUGUUCAAUCCAGAAACUGGGGAAUGGCGUCAAAGAAAUUUUCAGGUAUUCAAGGACAGAAAGUGGUUAGGUCAUAUAUCCUACAACAGUGGAGAGAUGGCUUACAAGAUACCUCCUCUGGUUGACAAAGGACCACUUCCGGAUAACUACCAGGACUGCCUACAGAAAGCAAGGAAUCUCUUUGCUCAAGCAGGAAAGACUAGGUACCAGCUAGCAGACCACACAGUUAUGUUUGACGAAGCCUCCAAGUCACUCCGCUGGUUCCUACUCCCAAGUGAGGCUGCAGACUGUCUCAAAGGCAGUCAGUCCCAGAAUGCAUCACAACUACCUUUUUGUCCUCCAAACCUUAGAGAGCACAUUGGACUUCCUGGGUUUUUAGGUAAUUAUGUAGAAGAAGAGGUGACAUUUAAAGAUAUGCUUGAUAAAAAUAUGAAAAAUGAAUCAGCUGCUGCAAAAAAUAAAACACAUGAAAAUGCAGGAAAAGAAACAGAAACAGUCAAUACAAAAGAGACAAUUGCAGUAAAGAAUGGCGUGACUGAAGAAACAAGCAGUGAUGAAAAAGUAGCUGUUGGACAUGGUACUCCUGAUGGAAAGUCAUUUUCUGAAGGAAUGCAAAACUGUCUGAAUUGUGGUUUUGACAAUUCCAAUGUGUCAGAUAAAGUAUGCAAUGCUAAAUUAAAUGAUAGUAAGAGAAAAGUCUAUGAAGAUGGCAGAGUUGGUACAAACAGGAAUACAAAUACUUGUUCAAAAGACACUGAUAGCAUCUCUAUAUGUGAGAAAGAUAGAAAUACGGAACAGGAAGAAACAAGUAGUAGUGCACAUAGUAAUACAGAUGAAUCAGUAGAGCCAGUAGAUUGUUCAAAACUGUCAAAGGAAAGUUGUGAUAGUGUUAAAUGUGAUAGUAGUCUCUGUGAAAGGAAUAGUACAAACAGGAAAAGACAUGCUGAAAGUGAUAGUGUAAGCCCAGUAUGUGCAAUGACAGUGAAAAGAACUAAAGAUGGGAAAGUGGUUGGUAAUGGUGUGGAUGGUAUUGUAAAUGAUAAGAAACAGAUGGGUAGGAAGAGUAAGAAGAAGAAAGAAGGAACAAGAUGGUUUUCACCUCCAAAGACGAUAUUUACACCAUUUCUGAAGGCUUUGGAAGAGUAUGACAUGAUAAAGGAUGGAGACAAAGUGAUGGUGUGUCUCAGUGGGGGAAAAGAUUCUCUCUCACUUCUACAUACUGUAAAACAGUAUCAGUUCUAUUGUAAGAGAAAGAACAUACAGUUUACAAUAGGAGCUGUGACUGUUGAUCCCCAGACACCUUCCUAUGAUCCAAGUCCACUAAAACAGUAUCUAGCUAGUCUGGGGGUACCAUACUUCUAUGAAUCACAAGGUAUAUUAGAGCAGGCCUCUAACUUGCCGUACGAGUGUGCAUCAAUAUGUAGCUUCUGUAGUCGUAUGAAGCGUGGAAUUAUUUACGCAUGCGCUAGAAGAGAAGGGUAUAAUGUCCUAGCUUUAGGACAACAUUUAGAUGACCUGUGUGAAAGCUUCCUGAUGUCUAUAUUCCACAAUGGUAUACUGAGAACUAUGAAGGCUAAUUACACAGUAGAGGAGGGAGAUUUAAGAGUGAUCAGACCAUUUGUCUAUGUCAGAGAGAAGGAUUUAAGAUUGUUUGCUGAAACUAACAAACUACCUGUGAUUGCUGAGAAUUGUCCGGCAUGUUUCGAGGCGCCAAAGGAACGUCACAGAAUCAAGCAGCUCCUUGCGUCACAGGAAAUCAUGUUCCCGAGGAUAUUCCCAAGUUUAAUGGCAGCCAUUAAACCUAUCAUGGCUAUUAACAAAACUCAAAUGAAAGUGUCAGACUUCUUCAAGCAGGAUAAAAAUGGUUCAGACGAUGAUUUUGAUAUCUAAUUAAAUUAUUAUAGGUGAAAGUUACAUAUCAGUAGCAGUAUAAGGCCAGUUGCAACAGUUAAUGCCAGUGACUUUAGAUGUAGCGCAUUACCGGUAAUAAAGCAACAUAAAUCUAGAAUUUGGUCUGAAAUACCCAAUACAACUAUAGUGAAAUCAUGAAUAUUUGUUGAGGGCUAAUAUUCGUGGAUUUUAUGCUUGUAUCAGUGAAGAAGUAAAAUUUCCUUUGGAAGUUGAGACCCAGGGAUUCAGAUCUCCGCGAAAUAGUCGUUUUUGCCUAAACCUCGAAAUUUCCUGCCCACAGCAUUUAAUGAUUUCACAGUAUUGAACAGUUUCAGAUUUCAUUAAAGUAUAGUCUGUGGUCAGCUAUAGUCUAAGGGUGUGUGUAUGCCUGUAUUAUCUUCUGGGCAUUAGUCUAUAUUAAAAAAAUUAUGUGAGUGGAAUGGUUUUACCAGUGUUUGUACCAGAUUUUAUCCGUAAUGUUAUGCCUAUUAUAUUAUUCAAAAUAUAAGAGUUGCUAAAACUUUA